AUGGCUCUCCGAGAUAAACGCCCUAAAUGUAUUGGGCUGAGCCCCCGGUUCCGAGACCGGGGCCCGAGCCCUGAAGGUUCUUUAGGCUUGUGCCAGCUUGGCGCAAAGCAAGCAUGGGCAAUGUCAUUUCUGGUUCUAAAGGUACUGGGGCUCUUGCCAAACACUCCGUUGACGAACACCCCCAUGCCGGAAGGAGAAAGUGAUGGUCCUGGAUACAGAGGGGCAUUGGGUGCUCUCCGUCGUAGGCAUUACAAGUCGCUACAGAGUCCUACCGAUUUCCAAGCCAAUGACAACUGA
Molecule: messenger RNA, 297 nt
Organism: Aspergillus nidulans FGSC A4
Lineage: Eukaryota; Fungi; Ascomycota; Eurotiomycetes; Eurotiales; Aspergillaceae
Exons: 4
Coding region: 1-297 (98 amino acids)
Source: RefSeq, a predicted model, not a curated record